Molecule: messenger RNA, 1118 nt
Organism: Trichoderma asperellum CBS 433.97
Lineage: Eukaryota; Fungi; Ascomycota; Sordariomycetes; Hypocreales; Hypocreaceae
Biological process (GO): mRNA splicing, via spliceosome; protein modification process
Cellular component (GO): cytoplasm; nucleus
Molecular function (GO): protein tag activity; protein binding
Source: RefSeq, a predicted model, not a curated record
UCAGAGCAGAGUUUGCGCCACGAGUAAGUUUGCGAUUUGCUUUUAAGCCUUCAAACACUCGCGUAUGGAUGACUGCUAUGAAUGCCCGUGUCCCUGCCCGUAAAUGAUCUGUGACCACACCUGUGCACCAUUCCGGGCGCACUCCUGGCCUCGCUCGGCUCAAAGUCACAUGAUCAGCGUGUGUGGUGGAUUCACGAGCUAGCAGUAUCAAAGCAUGCGUACCAAAAAACGAGGCGCGCCUAAGCCAUCUAAGCACGACUGUAUUGGACCGCCACAGUAGACAGGCCUACCUGGCCUGCUAUACAGCAUAAUUUCUCAAUCAAACAUCUGUUAAGCUGAAUCAUGGAAGGAUCGUCAUCCCGGAGAUCUCGCUCGCGAUCACCGCCUCGACGAGCGCCCAAGGGCAGCGGCGGAUUUCGAUGGAAGGAUAAGAGCCGCUCAAACGACGACAGCCGCGACAACUACAAUUCAAGGAGAGACAGAUAUCGGGACCGAGACCGAGAUAGGGACCAGGAGCGGGACAGAGACCGGGAUCGUGAUCGUGAUCGAGAUUAUGGGGGAAGGCCACGACGUAAUUUCCGUGACCGCUCGCGAGACCGUGAUCGUGACAGAUUCGGUGGUCGUGACAGGAAUGAAGGUCGACCUAGAUCGCAGUCUCCUCGACGAUACGAGUCAGGGCCAAGAGACAAAGCCAAUGAUGUGAAAAGAGACGCAGGUGACAAGAGGGACAGAAAAGAAAAAGAAAAGAAGGCUCCCAAGGCUCCUGUGGCGGCGGGUCAAGAGUUCAUCAUCGUCCAUGUCAACGACCGUCUUGGCACCAAAUCGGCCAUCCCAUGCUUGCCAUCAGACACGGUUGGGCAGUUCAAGCUCAUGAUUGCGGCGCGCAUUGGGCGAGAGGCAGGACAAAUCAUGCUGAGGCGACAGGGCGAACGGCCUUUCAAGGAUCACAUCACGUUGGAGGACUAUGGUGUAUCGAAUGGAGUGCAGCUGGAUCUCGAGGUCGAUACCGGCGAUUGAAGAGCGUGUUUUCUCUUCCUCUCUGUUUCUUAUUCUCUUUCUUUUAAGAGCAGCUCCCUUCGCAGCAUUAAUUCUCUGCACUAGAAUAUCAAAUUACCCCG